Ceraceosorus bombacis is the source of this 2412-nucleotide messenger RNA. The record is from the annotation of a GenBank genome assembly. NCBI's taxonomy places the organism in Eukaryota, Fungi, Basidiomycota, Exobasidiomycetes, Ceraceosorales, Ceraceosoraceae.
AUGGACCAUUUCUUGGACGGAAGCAUGCUGUUGAGCGAUCAAUCUGGUCAAUCGCACAUGCCCGAUGGCAACGCGUGGAGCCACGCGCCUCAAGCCGAUAAUCUCGACGCUCAUUCAUUUCACCACAUCUUGCCACAUCAACGCAUUCCUUCCAGCAGUCACGGCGCAUCGGCUUCACUGAACCAGAUAGACGCCGACAUUGCUUUCUUCGCUGCGACGGAUCCCAGCAAGCACGCUAGUGGCCGCCAUGGAAAGGCAUACUCCUCGACUGGCCCCUUGGUCGGCAAUGCGUUGGGCCUCGACGCGCCGGAGAGCCAAGUUCACGCGUCCGGGCUCACCGGCAUGCACAAUGGUGUGAGCACCGCAGCGCUAAACGCGCCUGCCAUGGGGCUCUCUCAAUCGAUGCCUUCCUUCGAGAUGGUGUCACAACAUCGCAACGAUCGUCAGUCAGGCACGCACGAUGAUAGCGGGCACCAGCGACACGAGCAGACCAUCGAGUCUGGCAGAGGUGUCGACUUUAUCCACUCGUCCUUCAACUUCCGUCGACCGUCAGUCUCCAACGCAUCCGACAGCAGCGCGUCACAGUCCGCCCACGGCCACGGUCAAGGUAGCGUGCGAGGCGACACUCAGUCUCCAUCGACGUUGACGCCGCUGCAAUCCCCAGCUGGUCUCGUGACACCGCUUUCUGCCAUGUCGGGUCUGGCUUUGAGCACGCCUGCCAGCUCUUAUUCGCCAACAAAGCCAUACAACUCGUCUUCCGUCGACGGCUUUAGGCAUCGACUCUCCUUCCCCGGCGACACCCACGGGGAGCUGUUGUCUUUGUCUCAAGGGAGGGAUGUGGCGCCGACGUCGGCGUCUUCCGUCAUGGGCCCACCCGCGCUCACUCGGCGCAGCAGCAACCUCGGCCACGCCGUCUACACUGGCGGAGCAGCAGGCAGCUUUCGGCCAAUGUCCCAGUCCCAAUCGCUCCUCUCAACUCCGUUUCGAGACGAUGAUGUUACACCUGUGCCGUCUUCUUCAAGCAGAUUCGAAGGUCACGGUGCUUCGUCUCAAGUUGCAACGAUGGCUGCUACCCCCUUUACGCCAGCAUCUCGGCACCGUGCUCCCACCAUGUCCUUGUUCUCAUCGACCGGCUCCGGUGCGACGCCUGGCCACUCGCACUCUACCACCACGACCCCGGACGACCACUUUGCGGCGGGACACGAUUCGCCGUUCCAUCGAAACAAUGGGCACCUCAUGCUCUCCCGUCACGCAUUGAGUCGCUUUCCUUAUGGCGAUGUCCCACUCGAAGUCAUGUGGGCGGAGAAGGAGCAGCAGCGUGAACAAGACGUUUCCAGCACCAACAUUGACCAAGACUGGAGCGAGGGCGAGUCUGCAGGAAGCAGCCCUGGACUUCUUUCCAUCGAUCAGCUUCACAACGGUGCCAACGCUCUUCAGCACUCUCAAAGCUCGACAGAUCAAGAGGGCGUAACUAUGAGCAGGACUGCAUCGGCACCGUCUCUUGCACAGCUCAGCCUAGGACAGCAUUUAUUCACACCGCACUACAACUCCCACUCUACAUCGCUGGCCUCGGAAUCGCCGGUGGCUUAUCCCUCGUCUUGCUCAUCGAACGCCCUUCCGUCCCCUUCCUAUGAAGACACACAUUUCGGUGUCACGAUGACGACGUCUCGCAGCAUGUCCAAUCUGCAAUCUCCCGCUGCCAUUUCGCCGCUGUCUCUCGUCGACGGCAAACAAAGGCGGCCACGUGCAUUCAGCUCCGUGCAUCAAGGCGAGACGAGCAAUGUGGCCGGCGAGCAGGAUGCUAGAGCUACCGGUCCAUCCCGCACACCCAGGAGCCGUGCUCGCAAUAGCGGUCCACCCCCACUGAUCGUCAGCUCGGCAGACAAGUCCCACGUUUGUCACUGCGGGAAGCGUUUUAAACGCAUGGAGCACCUUAAGCGUCACAAUCGCACCCACACCCAAGAACGGCCGCACAGGUGUCCUUUCCCAACGUGCGGCAAGAUGUUCGGCAGGACUGAUAAUCUCGCCCAGCACCUCAAGACGCACUACCGCGGGAUGGGCCCAGACGGAAACGCUAAAUUGAUGGCGCUUGCAAAGGGCGAAGACGACGGUUCCGAUCUCGAAUUGCUCUACUCGGCGCGUCACGGCAACGAGCCGCGUCACGACCCGCACGCCGCAGCUUCCGCUGCUGCAGCAUCCACGGCAUCGAAAGUGCACGCAGCAGCAGCAGCGGCUGCCGCCGCCGCCGCCAAGCGCCGCAGCACAAUCAGUGGUGCACCGCAAGAUAAUGCCCUUGGCGGUCCGAUUACAUUGACCAGGCCUCAAGCCACCUUCAGUGGCCGCGAGCCGCUCGCACCCGCCGGCAGCGUCAGUGCGAAUACCUCACCAAGCUACGGUGCGCAUGCCUAUUAG